AUGGCAGGAGACGCUAAAAGCCUGACGCCCAGGCAGUGUGCCGUCAUGGAUGUGGCUCUGGAUACCAUCAAGCAAUACUUUCAUGCGGGCGGGAACGGCUUGAAGAAGACUUUCCUGGAGAAGAGCGCUGAGCUUUCGUCGCUCCGCCACGCUCUGUCGCUCUACACCCAGACCACCGACACGCUCAUCAAAACCUUCGUGACCACGCAGCAUUCACAGGGCUCAGCUGUGGACAAACCCAUCGGAGAGGUUUCCCUGCAGAUUGAGCUGUACACUCAUCCCAAGAGCGGAGAGCGGAAAGUUACUCUCAAAGUGAUUGCAGCCAGUGAUUUGAAGUGGCAGACGUCUGGGAUGUUCAGACCCUUCGUGGAAGUCACGAUGAUCGGGCCGCACCUCAGCGACAAGAAGCGCCGAUUUCAGACCAAAUCCAAGAACAACAGCUGGUCUCCCAAAUACAACGAGACCUUUCACUUGUAAGUUCAAAACCAAACGUCGUGACACAUUUAGGAUUUGAAGCUCUUUUAAUUCUGACUUCAUAAACUGUUGGUUACACAAAACAAAGUCCUUGUGAA
Poeciliopsis prolifica (blackstripe livebearer) is the source of this 572-nucleotide messenger RNA. RefSeq names its product protein unc-13 homolog B-like. NCBI's taxonomy places the organism in Eukaryota, Metazoa, Chordata, Actinopteri, Cyprinodontiformes, Poeciliidae. Gene Ontology annotation, molecular function: syntaxin-1 binding; diacylglycerol binding; calmodulin binding. Gene Ontology annotation, biological process: synaptic vesicle priming; synaptic vesicle maturation; dense core granule priming. Gene Ontology annotation, cellular component: presynaptic membrane; neuromuscular junction; plasma membrane. Bases 1 to 477 code for a protein of 158 amino acids. The record is from RefSeq and is a predicted model, not a curated record. The transcript is spliced from 4 exons.